AUGGAGGACUACGAUUUUGUCAUAAUAGGUGCCGGUGCAUCGGGUAUAAACGCAGCGCACAAGGUCCAAACGGAAUUCCCAAACGCCAAAUUUACCGUGCUCGAAGCGCGAGGCACAGUCGGCGGCACCUGGGACUUCUUCAAAUACCCCGGUCUUCGCUCAGAUUCCUAUCUCACAGGUUUCGGCUUUAGGUGGCGACCAUGGAGCGAGGAGAAGGAGAUCGCGGACGGUGCUACUAUACAGAAUUACCUCCAAGAGUCUGUUGAGGCCGCAGGCAUCGACAAGCACAUCCAGUUCAAGCACAAGGUCGUAGGCGCUCACUGGUCGUCUGCCGAGAACAAAUGGACCCUGGAAGCAGAAAUCAAUGACGGAGAAGAGAAAAAGAGAAUCAGGUCCCAAUUCGUCCUCGCAUGUAGCGGCUAUUAUGACUACGAGAAACCGUUGCAGGCCGAGAUCCCUGGGAUAUCGAACUUCAAAGGAACCGUUGUGCACCCGCAGUUCUGGCCCGAAGACCUGGACUACUCCGGAAAACGAGUGGUCAUCAUUGGCUCAGGUGCGACCACCGUGACUAUCCUGCCUGUUCUCGCGAAGACAGCAGCAAAAGUCACAAUGCUUCAGCGAAGCCCAAGCUACGUUAUGCCGUUGCCAGCGGCCCCUCGUCAUAUUUUUGCAUUACGGAAAUUAUUGCCCAAGAGAGUGGCGGACACAAUGAAUUUCUGGAAGGACGUUCUUUUUCAGACCAUUGUCAAAACCUUUUGCUUCACCUUCCCCCAGUUCGCAAGGAGGAUGCUCAUCAGAGCGAUGGCCAGAGAGCUCAAAGGCUCAGGCAUACCCGUGGACCCGCACUUCACGCCAAGAUAUACCCCAUGGACUCAGCGACUGUGUGUCUGCCCGGACGGCGACUUCUACGACGCAUUGCGAGGCGGUAACUGCGAGGUAGUGACGGAUCAUAUUGACAUGGUUACUGAGUCCGGUAUCAAGACCAAAUCAGGGAAGACCAUCGACGCCGAUGUGAUUGUCACGGCGACGGGCCUCCGCCUCCUUAUCCUCGGCGGCGUGGAUUGCACCCUUGAUGGGCAGCGCUUCAACAUCGCGGAAAGGUUCGCCUGGCGCAACUUCAUGCUGGAGGGUGUGCCCAAUUUGGCCAUGGUGAUUGGGUACACGGACAUGAGCUGGACACUGGGCAGCGACGCGUGCCUCCGGCUAUUGAUGCGAGUCAUCCACCACACGAAGAAGAUUGGCGCGGUAGCCUUCAAGCCCGUUGUCCAGAAUAGGGAACAGAUGAAAGCCGAACCCAUCAUCAGCAUGAAGUCUACUUAUUUCAUGGUUGCACGGGACAAGUUGCCGAGGAAGGCUGCGGUCGACCCCUGGAACGAGCGCAAGGGAUAUAUAUCCGAAUCGUGGUUCGCAAAGUUUGGCUCAAUCAGCUCCAUCACCAAAGGGUUGGAGUUUAUUUUGGAUUCCGAUAGUGGGGGGUAUACAAAUGGAAGUGCUAAUAGAGCGGCCAACGGUGAGGUGAAAGGAAAGAAUACGAAAGGCUACAUGAAGGGGUUUACAAAUGGCCAUGCUAACGGACGUGCGAAGGCGGAUUGA
Molecule: messenger RNA, 1593 nt
Organism: Diaporthe amygdali
Lineage: Eukaryota; Fungi; Ascomycota; Sordariomycetes; Diaporthales; Diaporthaceae
Exons: 1
Coding region: 1-1593 (530 amino acids)
Molecular function (GO): flavin adenine dinucleotide binding; N,N-dimethylaniline monooxygenase activity; NADP binding
Source: RefSeq, a predicted model, not a curated record